ACGGUGCGUUUUAUUUAGAAAAAAGAUGGCUCGUUUCAGCAAACUUUUUCUCUUCCUGGGUCUGUUGCUGAUAUUCCAUGCCGCCUACUCUGCAGUUCAGCAUCGAUCGUUUCUGAAGUUAGCGGAGGAGGAAUACACAGGGCUUCCGAGUGACAUUGGUGCGGAGUGUCUCUUAGCCAGUGUCCUGAUGUGUGUGGGAGUCGUAACAAUGGUUGGCAGAUUCAGAGACAUAAAACUCACCACGGAGCUCAACAAGAGGACGUACGAGAUGUCCAGUAACAGAGAUGCCUUCAUGACUUUUAACCACCGUGGACACAGUCUUUACCCCGUCCUCGGCUCAAGAUAGCACAUAUCAAGACCUCUUGCUUCUCCAUUCACCGUAUAACUUUCAGCUAUCAUCUCACUCACUCAAACAAACACCAUUUAUGUGUGACAUUGUACAUGAUAAAAACGGGUCCGUAAUACUAUUCAGCGUUCUAGUCUCCAUCGCUGCUGCUACUGCUGCUUGCCGAGAGAUUAUGUGCUGAAGAAGUAGAAUGUUCCGGAAUUUCUCUUUUCCCUCUUCUCCUCCCCCUCCCUCUCUUUCCUCGUCUAUCAACCACACUCUCCCACUCAUCAUCAGAACUGGAGGAACUGAUGGUGAUCUUGGAUUUCUUAGGAUCUGGUGGGGCAGGUACAUCCGGGCUCUUAUCUCUGUCAGUUAUUCUGGCAACAACAUUCCUCAGUCUCUUGCUGGUGAUAGUUGAAGAUAAGGCAUUGGGGAGAGACGGCGUGAAGUAUGAUGUAAUCCUCCUCUGUAUAAAAUGAUGUCAUCAUGACAUCACUUGAAAUGGGUUUGUCCACGUGUACCUCUCUGUCGCUGGCUCUUUUCAGGACAGGUAGAAGUACAGAGUCAACUCUGUCCUGAUUCCAUCCCACGUGUCCUGACAUGAACCUGGGAACUAGUUCAGGACACUGUUUCUAUACUUAGCAACACGACGAUGUCACUGGUAAAUAUAGUAGCAGGAUACUUUCUAAUGAGGUCG
This is a messenger RNA of Geodia barretti, 1025 nucleotides long. Lineage: Eukaryota; Metazoa; Porifera; Demospongiae; Tetractinellida; Geodiidae. The record is from the annotation of a GenBank genome assembly.